This is a messenger RNA of Daucus carota subsp. sativus, 1128 nucleotides long. RefSeq lists its product as uncharacterized. Gene Ontology annotation, molecular function: protein dimerization activity. The transcript has a single exon. NCBI's taxonomy places the organism in Eukaryota, Viridiplantae, Streptophyta, Magnoliopsida, Apiales, Apiaceae. Bases 1 to 1128 code for a protein of 375 amino acids. The record is from RefSeq and is a predicted model, not a curated record.
AUGUUGUCUAAUGUUGUGAAUAUAGUUACUGGUUCUUCUAAACGCUUAUUGGAGUUACAGAUUGCACAUGGCAUAGAGGUUGACAAAUUUAUGGCUAGUGGAGAAUGUGAGACUGGUCGAGGACUUAAUCAAAUUGGGAAUUUGCAACGACCAGGAUCAACAAGGUGGAGUUCUCACUUUAAUUGUGUUUGUAGCUUGAUUGAUAGGUUUGGUUCAAUAAUUAUUGUGUUGGAAAGUAACAAUAAUUGUAGUACUUCUUCGAACUCUAUGCGUGGAAAAUCCAGAGGUUCUUUAAAGGCGUUGAAAUCAUUUGACUUUGUAUUUGUGUUACAUUUGAUGCAUAAGAUCAUGGGCAUUACAGAGUUGCUUUGCCGAGCCUUACAAAGUAAAUCAAUUGAUAUUUUGAAUGCCAUGAAUUUAGUUGCAACAAUAAAAGAAUUGUUACAAUCUUUGAGAGAUGAAGGUUUUGAUAUUCUUUUGGAUUAUGUCAUGUCGGUGUGUGAAAAAUAUGACAUUGACAUACCAGAUAUGAAUGCUCGUUAUAUGGAUGGUAUUCGUUCUGUGAGACAAAGAGAUAAUAUAUCCGUUGAGCAUCAUUAUCAUUAUGAUAUAUUUAAUUCUGCAAUUGAUUUUCAGUUGGAAGAGCUUCAUUACAGGUUCGAUGAUGAUGUUGUGCAGCUUUUGAGACUAAGUACAUCUUUGGAACCGAAGAACAAUUUUAGGUUGUUUGACAUUGAGAAUAUUUGUACACUUGUUACUACCUUUUAUCCUGCUGAUUUUGGACAACAAGAGAUGUACCAUCUUAAACUACAACUUGAUCACUACAAGAUUGAUGUGGUUACUCAUACUAAGUUUCAGGAUUUGUCUACUCUUUCCGAGUUAUGUGUACGACUGGUUGAUACAGGAAAGUCAGAGCGCUAUAGUUUGAUUUAUAGGUUGAUUUGUCUUGUGUUGACACUUCCUGUUUCUACAGCAACUACAGAAAGGGUUUUUUCAGCUAUGAAAUUAAUGAAGACUGGUCUUCGAAAUAAAAUGGAGGAAGAAUAUUUGAGAGACUCUAUGCUUAUUAAUAUUGAGAGGGAGUAUGCUGAAAACAUUGAUGUGGAUGAGGUGAUAGAUGAAUUUUAA